Messenger RNA from Maylandia zebra (zebra mbuna), 1843 nucleotides. Lineage: Eukaryota; Metazoa; Chordata; Actinopteri; Cichliformes; Cichlidae. The record is from RefSeq and is a predicted model, not a curated record.
CAUCAUGAGCUUAAGUGACGCAAUCGGUUAACCAGGCACAGCUGAGUAAUUAGAAAGUGAAAAUAUCUCUUCUUUUAUUUUCAUGUAUUUAUUUAUUCUUUUCUUGUUUUUAUUAAAGGUUUUACAGUCGGAAUGGUUCAGUGACUUGCUCUAUGUUCCAGAGAAGCCAAAGAUUCAAUUCAAUUCAGUUUUUAUCAAAUCACAAAAACAUCUCAAGAGGAACAAGGGAAAAAAAAAGGUGGGAGCUGUGUCGCCUCCCAGCUCCUCUCCCGUCCGUGCGCGUCAAAAAGGCGAGAAACCAGCCCGACCAGUCCACAGCAGAGAUGGCAGCAGAGAUGGCAGCCGAGUGGACAGACGCAGCGCUCGAAGAAAACGCCGGCGAAGAGUGCAGUCGUAGCAUCCCGAAGAGACAUGCCCGGGUUACGGUGAAGUACAACAGGAAGGAGCUGCAGCGACGCCUCGACGUAGAGAAGUGGAUCGACGAGAGCCUGGAUAGACUGUACGCGGGGCAGGAGAGUGACAUGCCAGAGGAGGUUAACAUUGACGAUUUGCUCGACCUUCCGAAUGAAGAGGAGCGUGUCAAAAAGUUGCAGGAACUUCUUCAAAAGUGCAGAAGCAGCACAGAGACCUUCAUCAAGGAGCUGGUGGUCAAGCUACAAGGAGUUCACAGGAAGGAUGAGCUGCAGAGUGAAGGCAUCGAGCAUCCUGUCAUCUGUCAUGGCCACUAUCGCCAUGAGCCUUAUCACUUCAACAACCCACAGCACCACCACCACUUUCACCACAACCAAGAGCAAAAUCAGACCCUCUGAUGGCCCAAUAAACAUGUGCGCGCGCGCACACACACACACACACACACACACACACACACACACACACAGAUACUAUUGUGAAAUGAAGUCAGUCGUCCUGGAUUACAGAAGGCAAAGUCGGUGAAGCAUUGGAUACAUUGUUGAAAACAACAACAAAAUUAUUAAAUAUAGAUUUCUCUUGAAGUCCCUCUGUAUCUCACUCAAUUUUAAAACCCAAUACAGUAUUCAUAAAGGAAAAUAUAGAUUAGCUUCUUGGCUCACUCUGAAGCCCACAUUGACCCAGCGGCACCACCGAAGCUCACUUGCUCACAGCUCUGGUUUCAGCUCACAGCCAACAAACGUUGGUUCAAAAAGGAGAUGUACAUGUUGAGAGAGAGAGACUUUCAGACAGAAGAAGCUUUGCUUUGCCCCCUAUUUUUGGUCUUUAUGUCUAGCCAGUUCUAUAUGUCCCUUAACGUCGUACUAUACCUUAAAACACAAACAAACAUGUAGGUUUACUUGACUGGAAAAACAAAACAAAACACCGCUUAACUUGUACUCUUUGUCACUUUCCUUACGUAAAUAUAGUUGGUGUCAGAAACUGUUGUGGUAACGGAUGAAUGUAUAUGAAGGAAAACAGGACUGACAGCAGAUUUUGAAGUGACAUCCAAGGGUGGCUUCUAGGUCAACAAAUUCACUGUGUGAACAGAACUGUGUCACAGAGCACAUGAACAUGGGUUUAGAAAUAACACCGCUCAAUCACAUGCACAUACGUGUGACUUAUUUAACAGCUGGUAAAUUCCAGUGGUUAUUUAUUGUCAUGAUUACAGAAAAAGGAUAAGGAUCUAACAUACUGGUAUGAUGUAACACUGGAAAUAAUCCUGUUGCAUUGCUUAUCCACUGUAGCUUUUUAAUAUUUCAUUGUUAUUCAUAUUGUGUUUGAGUUUUGGUGUUGCUACGUUGUGAGUUAUGUCGAUAUAUUCACUAAAUUGUAGUUGUGCAAAAUAACCGAAGUCUCCUGAAGAAAUGUCUAAUAAAAUAAUUUUGUUCAGUUA